This is a messenger RNA of Aspergillus eucalypticola CBS 122712, 2506 nucleotides long. Its product is annotated as putative cyclin. NCBI's taxonomy places the organism in Eukaryota, Fungi, Ascomycota, Eurotiomycetes, Eurotiales, Aspergillaceae. Gene Ontology annotation, biological process: positive regulation of DNA-templated transcription, elongation; regulation of transcription by RNA polymerase II. The coding region runs from base 501 to 2162 and encodes 553 amino acids. Gene Ontology annotation, molecular function: cyclin-dependent protein serine/threonine kinase activator activity. The transcript has a single exon. Gene Ontology annotation, cellular component: nucleus; cyclin/CDK positive transcription elongation factor complex. The record is from RefSeq and is a predicted model, not a curated record.
CUCAGAACUAGCUGCCUCCCAUCGCUCUCCUCUCCCUCUGUUUUCGGAUCUUCUGCCCGUCUCUACCGGCUUCUCUGACAACUGUGACUUCCCAAUCCUCCACACCUGGUCCGGACAUCCUGUGGGUGCGAUUGGCUUCCCGAAUCACCGGCUUCCGAUGCAUGCGAUGCAGUGGCCUCUCCCGCGAUGAUCAACACGCCUCGGUAAUCUCAGGACUCUGGGUGAUCGGAAAUAAAGUAGGACAAACUACAGACUAGCAGGAGGCCGUUUCACUGCGCUGGUCCCAGCUGGCCCUUUGUGCGCGAUCAGUUCGUCUGAGUGGAUCCCUCUGUUGUCUCUUUCACUUCGGCCCCGGGUCGACGCGAGCUCCUAGGCCUUCCUCUGUUCUCACUGGCAGCUUUGCUUUCUUCCAAGUUUGCUGGGGAUAGUAGAGUCUCACACAGCUCGCCACCCAAGACUCAAACCUCCAAGUUCAUCGCUUCCGCUUCCACCUGUCCCCGAUGGCGUCUUCCGCAGCCCAUCCUUCUGAACUCCCGCCGGUUCCUGCCCCGUCGAACUCCGUCCUCCUUGCAACCCAGGCGCAUUGGAUAUUUACCGAUGAGGAGCUUACACGGACGCCAUCGCAGCUAGAUGGCAUGGCUCUGGAGGCCGAGCAUAUGAGCCGCAGCAAAGGUGUCAACUUUAUUAACCAGGUAGGAAUUAUGCUGAAGCUACCGCAACUUACGCUCGCAACGGCCGCCGUUUAUUUGCACCGAUUCUAUAUGCGACACAGUAUGGUCGACUUACCUCAACGACCGGGCAUACAUCCUUACACGACAGCCGCGGCGGCUCUGUUUCUAGCUACAAAGGUGGAGGAGAACGUACGGCGGAUGAAAGAGUUGGUGGUAGCAUGCUGCCGGGUGGGACAGAAGCAGCCGAACAUGGUGGUGGAUGAACAAUCUAAGGAAUUUUGGCGCUGGCGCGAUACUAUUCUGGUGCACGAAGAUGUUCUAUUGGAAGCGCUGUGUUUCGAUCUGCAGCUCGAGCAACCGUAUCGCAUCCUCUAUGACUUCAUCUGCUUCUUCCGCAUGCAAGACAACAAGCCGCUCCGUAACGUCGCAUGGGCCUUCGUCAAUGAUUCCGGAUACACGGUGCUGUGCCUGCAGUUUACCGCCCGCAUCAUUGCGGCCGCCGCACUAUACGCGGCGGCCCAGCACUGUGACAUUGGUUUUGAAGACGAUGUGCUGGGCCGGCCGUGGUGGGAACAGCUUGAGGUGGACUUGACCCAGGUGCGUCGCGCGUGUAUGCGCAUGGCAAAGCUGUAUGAGAACAACGCCGCGCAUCGAAACGGCCUGUACUACUUGACCAACCCCAUCAGCACAGACGAGGGUACUGAGAAGACCAGGAUCCCGCGCGUGGAUGGCCCGGCGGACAACACGACACGUCCGAUCGAUUCCGGGCAUGAGGCAGACGCUGUCAACGGUCGGAAGCGCUCGCGGGAACCCGAUGAUGAAACGAAGCCCCCACGCCCUUUGGCCGACUCGAUACCCCCGUCAGAGGCAGGGCCAGCGACGCAGAACGGGGCCCCAUCCCCAAAACGACCCCGGAGGGACUCGGUAGGAGCAUCGGCUGACCGAGUCCCGUCAACUCGUAUUCCCAAGGCGCCCCUCCCCAGCGGCGGGCCGGCCUUCUCCCACGACCGCCCUUCUGCGAACGGGCACCCCCCUUCAGCACAUCAUUCGCACCCAUACCCUGCGACCAGACACCCGCAUCCCUUACCACCGCCUCCCCGGCCUCACCCUCGACGGGACAGCGGCAGCCGCCCCGGGGGUGGACCUCCGGGGCUACCUGUCGAUCCGAUUCAGCAACGGAUUGACGAGAUCGUGCAACAGAACAUGCCCACCCAGGGCGGUGGGCCCGGCAGGGCGGAGCGACGGCCUCAGGAACGGCAUCGGGGCGAUUGGGAUGCCGAGGCCGACUCGGGGCGACGACGACGACCGUCCAUGUCCACAGGAGGCCAGCCACUGUCGCAGGAGGAUGCGCAUCCACAUCCACCACCUCAGCAACUCCCGCCGCCGCCGCCACCUCCGGAAGAGGAACCAUGUCCGCCGUCGCAACCCGAGCCGCCUCAGGCCCCGGAACCGGAGGACGAGGGAGGUGGCAGCGAGGAGGGUGAGCUAUGAUGGUUUCACCUUUGAAUGAGGAGACGAACGAGCCCAUUCAUGAAAGAUGGGGCCUGACACCUACAUACAUAUUUAUUUCGGUCGGGGGCGUCGGAAAAUACACCCGACACAUUCCUCAUUCUCCUCCGAUAGGGAUUGGAAGGCUGAGCGAAUCUGCAAGGGCACGGAACACCACCCCCCACACAGAGUGAGAGAGACACGUACAGAGACACAGAGAGACAAGGGGACGAAGAUGAAAUAAACUCUUGGCAAAGAUGGGGAAGGACAAGGGGGAAGAUUGAGCCCCAGGGAAACCGCCAGAUCUGUAGUUAAUCUAUAUCUUCUACCGUUGAAUUUAGAGCGAU